Molecule: messenger RNA, 771 nt
Organism: Penicillium coprophilum
Lineage: Eukaryota; Fungi; Ascomycota; Eurotiomycetes; Eurotiales; Aspergillaceae
Exons: 1
Coding region: 1-771 (256 amino acids)
Source: RefSeq, a predicted model, not a curated record
AUGCGGGCUUCCCGGUGGAUCUGGAUUGCAGCCACAUUCCUCACCUCGACCGUCCACUCAACAGAGACAGCACCCUUCACUAAAGCAGAGGAAGCCACUGCCAACAGACGAGCCUUCGAAGUCCUCCGCAUCCUUAGAAGAGUCGAAAACAACUGCCCGGGCGGCUUCAUCCCCUGCACUGAACUAGGCAACGCCAACGCAUGCUGUAAGCACGGAACAAACUGUUCACGCGAUGCCGCCAACAACAUCGCCUGCUGCGCGAGUGGCGCAAGCUGUACCGGCAGUCUGACAGACACGAAGACGGCAGGUACAGGUACCGCCUUCAUGUUCCCUAACGCCGCAACCGCAACCCCCACUUCUGAGGGCCGAGCAGCAUCCGUCACCGGAUCGACACUGGACGGCGCAUACCCAUUUGUUGUUGUUCCGACCGCUUUUAGAAAUUCGGAGACUUGCUCGUCAUACUACUCCCUGUGUGAGUCUGAGUAUACACAGUGCACUGGUGCGCUGAUGGGCCGCUACGGCGUCACCAUUGGCGGCGCGGGAGAGGGUAAGACGGUUCAGGCUGUCACAGCUGCAUCACAAGCGGCCUCUAUUUGCUCGAGCUUGAGUGUGGAUGCUUGCCAUGGUAUUAAUUUGGGUUAUUGUAACAGCGUCGCGACACAGACUGGUGAUGCGGACGCAGCUGGAAAUGAUGCAUCUCCUGUGCGGAUGACGAGUCUCCAGGAUCUGGUCUUUGGGCUAGCGGUUGGAGUCGCGGGGAUGUUUAUAUGA